Messenger RNA from Prorocentrum cordatum, 3268 nucleotides. The record is from the annotation of a GenBank genome assembly. Lineage: Eukaryota; Dinophyceae; Prorocentrales; Prorocentraceae.
AUGUUCACGGCGCCAGAGCAGCCUCCGCUCCCGCGAGCCCUGAUGGGCGGAGCAGCGGCUGCUGCAGGAGGCACCUCGCCUCCGGCGCCGGCGACGACGGCCACCGCGGCAGCAACGGACAGCCAGCCUCGGGCACCGACGGCAGCGGCGGCAGCAGCCGCGGCCCGCCAGCCUCAGGCACCAGCGGCGGCGGCAGCAGCAGCCGCGGCCAGCCAGCCUCAGGCACGAGCAGCGGCGACCGCGGCAGGAGCAGCCGGGGCGAUGUCGCUCGAGGCAGCCGACGUACCACCGCCUCCAGUUGCGCCCGUCUCAGGAUGGCCGGCGCAGUCGUUCACGGAGCAGGGGACCACCGGCGGCUGGCGGCCGAAUGACACGCAGGGCCCGCAGCCGUGGCAGGGCUUCGAGAGGCUCGACGUCUGGCUGGUGCAGGUGAAGAGAUGGAGCCGGCGCACGGGGCUGCCAGCAGAGCAGCAGGCGGGCAAGGUCAUAGACGGUCUACCUCCAGACCUGCAGGAACGCCUCCUGCAUUAUCAGGACGAGCUCGACGGCCCGCCGGGCAUGGAGACGCUCUACGCGUUCCUGAAGAGGUGCAGGGGCGACCAGGACGACGACGAGGCGAAGGAGGCGUACAGGCUCGUGCUCGAGGACACGGAGAUCCGCUCGGGGGAGACGUACACGCAGUACGUGAUGAGGCGGGAUCUCCAAGUACGCACGGCUCGGCGACAUGGUCUGGACUUACCGGAGAAAGUGCAAAUGCAGCAGUUGAAGAACGGAUCAGGGCUGACAGAGCAGAACAUGAUAAACCUUCUGUCGAUCACUCAGGGCAAGGAGGACCUGGAGUCGAUCAAGCGUGGGCUGAUGAAGAUGGAUGUUCGGAAAAAGGGGUCGCAAGCAAGAAAGCAGAAGGUGUACGUCGCGGACCAGAGUGACGACGAAGAUGGGAGCGCCGACGCCGCCAUCUACUACGAGUUCGAGCAGGACCUCAUCAUGGACGACGCUGACGCGGCGGCCUUCUACGAGGCGAUCGAGAGCCAGGAGUUGGACGAAGAUCAGGCAGUGGCUGUGCUGGCCGCAGUUCUGGAUGAGAAGCGAGCGACCUCGGGCAAGCCUCGAAAGUGGGCUGAGAGCAGAGAGCUGAAGAAGGCGAUCGCGCGAAACCGAAACUUCUUCGACAGCAAGCGCAGCGGUGGCAAGCCGGCCCCACGGCCGGGAACAGGGCAUCAGCAACUGAGCGUCAGCCAACUGAAGCUCAGGACGAGGUGCGCCAACUGCAGUCAGAAGGGACACUGGCGAAAGGAGUGCACCAACCCGUACAAGCCUAAGCCGACGACGACGGGAUCCACGCAGAAGGAGCCCCCGCGUCCCAAGAGAGAUGGCGAUCGUUCCUACUACCUGGCAGCGACCACCGAGGACGACGGCGACUUCGGCUCCCUCAUCGUGGGCAGCCAUCGGAUUCUCGAGCUGUGCCGGAAAGUGCGGGGAGACGACGAGGCCUACGCGUUCGAGAUGCACCCUCAGGAUGAGCCCGAGGGCAUGAUAGACACAGCGGCCGGACAGGCACUGGUAGGGAAGAAACAGUUGACGACCCUGAUCGGCAAGUACCGUGAGCGCGGCUGGAACAUCCCCUUUCGUGAGGUGAAUCACGUGGGGACCGCGAAGGGGAUCGGAGGAAGCUCGAAGGUGAUCGGCGAAGCCAUGGUGCCUGUGACGAAGGGCGGCAUCAGGUGCCUGAUCCUGUUCAGGGUCAUCGCCGAGGACGUGCCCUUGCUGCUCCCGGUGCGCUGGCUGGAGAGCCUGGGCGCCGUCGUGGACCUCGAGAAGAACACCAUGAAUCGGCAGAGGUCCGGGCACCGGACCAUAGGACUUUUGGACGAGAGCAGCCCGCAGGAAUUCGAGAUUCCGGCAGGCGCUCAGCUGGACUGCAGUCUGGUGAGGAAGGACAGCAGGAAGGAGAGGAAGCCCAGCACGCCGCGCCAGUCGGUCCGGUUCGAGGACAAGAUGGAUACGAACAGCCAGGCGUCCUGGGAGCAGAUCGGCGAAGAGGACGAGUCGGACUCGCCGACCGGCCCGCUCGGGGAGAUGCCGUGGCCAGAGUCGAUCAAGGCCACCGGUCAGCUGACGACAGCCGAGAAGGGAUGGAAACGCAUGAUGGUUCAGCUGGCCGAUCACAUCGCAGCCGAGAAGAUGACGAACAUGAUGCAGGAGAUUCGAGCAGAGCAGGUGACCAAGACGGGGCAGCUGGAGUGCAGCCACCCGACCUCCGCACUCUUCGAGACGGAGAACCAGUACAGCAGGUGGGCCAAGUGCCUGGCGUGCGACAAGAAGCUGUGGAUGCGCCCGCUGACGAAGGAAGAGCGCCGAGCCCAGCUGCAGCGCAAGGCCGAGAAGCAGGCCAGGAAGGAAGCGCGGCAGACCAUGGAGCGGGAGCUGGCGCAGGAGGCGCCCUUCGAGCCACCCAAGAGGGUUCACAAGGUCAAGCCGCCGUCGACGAAGACAGCUACCCCGUCGGCAUCAUCCAGUUCGGGCGCCACGACGGAGCUAGGACAGCUGGCCAGCGCCAUGCAGGCCAACACCGAGACGCUGAGCAAGAUGGCGACAGCGAUCGAGCGCCUGGUACAGACUCUACUUGCGGAGGCCCCGAGCGACAGCCUGAAGGUGGAGAUCUGGGUCACCCCGCCGCCGGGAUUGACUGGGGCGACCACCAACGAGCUCACGUGCCACGUUCCCAGGGAAGUUCGGGAUGCCGUUCUGACCGCGACCGGGGGGAAAACCGUCAGGAAGCAGAAGCGUCAUCGGAAGCGUCUGAUCCAGGACUAUCUGGCCGAGUCAGGUCGGAAGCUCGUGAUGGAACUCUUUUCGGUCCCUCGCACGACCGCCGACUUGAAGAGUCGGGGCUACCCAGUGUCUCGCAGCCUCGAUCUUCGCACAGGCUACGACCUGUCGACCGAUGCCGGAGAGCGAACGGCCUGGGCCCUGCUGGAGGCCGACCAGCCUGAGGUCGUGGUCAUGUCUCCUGAGUGCCUGCCGUUCUCAAUAGCCCGACGACCCAGCUGGAAAAGGAUGACGGCCGAGCGGCUUCGAGAAGCCGAAGAAAAGGGGAUUCGCUUCAUGUCCUUCUGUAUGAGAGUGGCCGAGUACCAGAUGACCAGGGGCAGGGGGUUUCUUCUGGAGCAUCCGGUGGGGGCCUGCUCGUGGGAGCUCGCCUCGGUGCGGGAGAUUUCGAGUCGACCAGGCGUGGUUUCCGGGGUCGCCGAUCUCUGCCAGUAUG